Molecule: messenger RNA, 947 nt
Organism: Gadus macrocephalus (Pacific cod)
Lineage: Eukaryota; Metazoa; Chordata; Actinopteri; Gadiformes; Gadidae
Exons: 11
Coding region: 29-922 (297 amino acids)
Biological process (GO): protein deglycosylation
Molecular function (GO): N4-(beta-N-acetylglucosaminyl)-L-asparaginase activity
Source: RefSeq, a predicted model, not a curated record
AAAUACAAACCAUGCAAACAUAGGCAACAUGGCAGUGUUAGGGACCUGGGCCUUCUCUGAGUCUGCAGUUGACCAGCUGAGGAGUCUGAUCAGCUCCGGACGUCAAGCCACUGAUGCUGUCGAGGAGGCUUUAGCAGCGGCUGAGGACGACCCAGGCACGGGGCGACACAUCGUGGGCAGGGGGGGGUUCCCCAACAGUGCCGGCGUGCUGGAGUGUGAUGCUGCCAUCAUGGAGGGAGGGGCCGGGCGGUUUGGAGCAGUGGCGGCACUACGGGGGGUGGGGAGUCCCGUGCGUGUAGCGCGUAGCGUGAUGGAGAGGAGCCCCCACAGCCUGCUGGUGGGAGAGGGAGCAGUGGGCUUUGCUAGGGAGCAAGGCUUCACUGUUGAGCCCAACGAAGCCAUGCUGACUCCACACUCUACCCAGGCCUACCAGGAGUUUGUUGAGAAGAAAAACCAACCCAGUGGCCAUGAUACUCUUGGUCUCAUUGCUCUGGACCUCAUGGGGAACAUAACAGUGGGAGUCUCUACUUCCGGAGCUCCCUUUAAGUCCCCCGGGAGGGUUGGAGAUUCCCCCCUACCCGGUUGUGGGCUUUAUGCUGACCACACGGUAGGCGCUGCUGCUGCCACUGGAGACGGCGAUAAGAUCAUGUGCUUCUGCCCCAGCUUUCACGUCGUCCAGCAGAUGAAACAGAAGGGCUCUGGCCCUGGCGACGCCUGCCGAGACGUCCUCACUGACAUCCUGAGCCGGGUGGAGCCCGCAAAGAGGUUCGAGAUUGGACUCAUAGCCAUGAACAUGAAGGGUGAGGUUGGAGCGGCCUCUUCUGCGGAGUUCCCCUACACCUUCUGGAAGCGGGAUAUGGUCAAAGUCCAGACAUGCAUCAGUGUUCCACUAGACAGCCACGGAGACAAACCAGGGGAAUAGAAAAUAAAUCAUCUGUGGUGACAAA